AUGUCGACCGCACCCUCGUCCUCGUCCUCCUCACCGUCCCCCACGACGCGCUCAAGGACACUUCUUUUCAUCUCAUAUAGAGACUCACGAGCACGCUCAUCCCACUUCUCUCGCCCCCAGCUCUCUUACGAUGAUCCGUAUACCGGCACAGACGAAAGCGAAGGCCUUAUAAACGCCAACUCAAGACACGUUGCAAUUGACGCAGACUUGCCUCCAAAAUGGGUUGAUAUAUCCGAACAGGUCGAGGAGAUUCUAGCCAGCACUCAAGUUAAGAUAACCGCGCUCGACAAGCUCCAUGCACGACAUGUACUACCCGGUUUUGCGGACCGGAGUGCUGAGGAGAAGGAGAUAGAGACGGCAACGACCGACAUUACCAAAGAUUUUCGCCGGUGUCAUACUUUCAUUCAACGGAUAGGCCCAGGACAGACUCACACUUUCCCUCCAUCCUCUCACGCCGUCCCAAGCAAUCAACACGAGCUUCUAGCCGCAAAAAAUGUGCAACGAGGUCUUGCUGCAAGAGUGCAGGCUUUGAGUUCGACAUUUCGAAAGAAGCAACGUGUUUACAUGGAAAAUUUGCAAGGGCAUGCGAUCAAAAAUCAAGAUCUGCUUAUUGCAUCAGGAACAAUCACUUCCCGUGGUUUAGAAGGCAUGACCGCAGUUGACGAAGAUGUGGAAGCCGCUUACCAAAGUCAGGCUCAAGUGCUGGACAACAGAUUGGCUGACGAUAUCCGGCUGCGUGAUCGCGAACUCACGGAAAUUGCCAAUUCGAUAGCUUCUCUGGCGGAGCUUUUUAAAGAUUUAUCAGUUCUGGUCAUUGAUCAAGGCACCCUUCUUGAUAGUGUGGAGUACAACGUUGAACAGACCUCGGUGCAGGUCGCUGAGGCCGUUAAAGAGUUGGAUGUUGCAACACGGUACCAAAAGAAUACAGGUCGACGGAAGUGUAUAUUUCUCCUGCUCUUGAUCAUAUUCGGUUUGAUCAUCGUGUUGAUUUUCAAACCUCGCAGAGGAUCUUCUCCACCCCCACCUCCCCCGCCGCCUAUUUCUUCCGCAGACCCAUUUGUACCUGUAUACUUCCAUAGACGGACACUCACAUGA
Serpula lacrymans var. lacrymans S7.9 is the source of this 1095-nucleotide messenger RNA. RefSeq lists its product as uncharacterized. Bases 1 to 1095 code for a protein of 364 amino acids. NCBI's taxonomy places the organism in Eukaryota, Fungi, Basidiomycota, Agaricomycetes, Boletales, Serpulaceae. Gene Ontology annotation, cellular component: endomembrane system; SNARE complex; membrane. The transcript has 7 exons. The record is from RefSeq and is a predicted model, not a curated record. Gene Ontology annotation, biological process: vesicle-mediated transport; intracellular protein transport; vesicle fusion. Gene Ontology annotation, molecular function: SNARE binding; SNAP receptor activity.